This is a messenger RNA of Habropoda laboriosa, 1535 nucleotides long. RefSeq names its product protein disulfide-isomerase A6 (gene CaBP1). The record is from RefSeq and is a predicted model, not a curated record. Bases 120 to 1406 code for a protein of 428 amino acids. Lineage: Eukaryota; Metazoa; Arthropoda; Insecta; Hymenoptera; Apidae. Gene Ontology annotation, biological process: response to endoplasmic reticulum stress. Gene Ontology annotation, molecular function: protein-disulfide reductase activity; protein disulfide isomerase activity. The transcript is spliced from 6 exons. Gene Ontology annotation, cellular component: endoplasmic reticulum lumen.
ACAGGACGAUUGAACUUUACAAGGAGAGGUUGUAUACAUUUCAAUCUUAAAUUUAAAAGAUUUUUGGUGAAUGAUUUUUCAGAAGAAAUUGUAAGUUCGUCGUUAUUUUGCCAAGCAACAUGCAAGGAUUUUUAGGUAUCUUGCUGUUGAUUACUGGAGCCCAUUGUUUGUACUCCUCAAACUCAGAUGUUAUAGAUCUCAAACCAAGUAAUUUUGAUAAUUUGGUAUUAAAUAGUGAUAAUAUUUGGGUUGUGGAAUUUUUUGCACCAUGGUGUGGACAUUGUCAGCAAUUAACACCUGAAUAUGAAAAAGCUGCAACUGCCUUAAAGGGUAUUGUAAAAGUUGGUGCAGUAAAUGCUGAUGAACAUAAAUCUCUUGGAUCAAGAUAUGGAAUUCAAGGUUUUCCAACAAUUAAAAUCUUUGGCAUUGAUAAUAAACCAGAAGAUUGUACUGGACCAAGAACUGCAGCUGGAAUUGUUGAGGCUGCUUUAAAUGCAGCUAGUCAAAAAGCACGUAGAGCUUUAGGUGGUAAAAGAGGUGGUGGAGAUUCUAAGUCUAAAGAUUCCAAGGAUGUGAUUGAAUUAACAGAUGAUAAUUUUGAUAAAUUAGUAAUGAACUCAGAAGAUAUGUGGUUAGUUGAGUUUUAUGCACCAUGGUGUGGUCAUUGUAAAAAUUUAGCUCCUAUUUGGGCAUCUGCAGCAACAGAACUUAAAGGGAAAGUGAAAUUGGGAGCUAUUGAUGCUACUGUAAAUACACUUAAAGCUAGUCAGUAUGAAAUAAAAGGGUAUCCUACUAUCAAAUACUUUACACCUGGUAAAAAAUCCUUUGAUUCUGUACAAGAAUAUGAUGGCGGUCGCACAAGUAGCGACAUAGUAAAUUGGGUACUAGAAAAGCUAGCAGAAAAUGUUCCAGCACCAGAAGUAGCUCAAAUUGUAAAUGAAAAAAAUUUAAGAGAAGCAUGUGAAGACAAACCGUUAUGCGUUGUAUCUGUUUUGCCACAUAUCUUAGAUUGUCAGUCAGAUUGUAGAAAUCAAUAUUUAAAAACAUUAAAUGACCUCGGAGAAAAAUAUAAACAAAAAAUGUGGGGAUGGGUUUGGGCAGAAGCUGGUGCUCAACCACAUAUUGAAGAAGCAUUAGAAAUUGGCGGUUUCGGCUAUCCAGCAUUAGCAGCUGUAAAUAUAAAGAAAAUGAAAUACUCAUUAUUAAAGGGUAGUUUCUCUUAUGAUGGUAUAUACGAGUUUUUACGAGAUUUAAGUUACGGACGAGGAGGCACAGCUCCUUUGAAAGGAGCUCAGUUACCCAAAAUUCUUGAAACUACACCGUGGGAUGGCAAUGAUGCCGAACUUCCACAGGAAGAAGAAAUUGAUCUUAGUGAUAUAGAUCUUGAUGAGAAAGACGAACUGUAAUUAUAAAACCCAGUUUUUCUCAAAAACGUAUGCACCAUCAUAUACAUGUAUUAGUAAAAUAACUCAGUACAUAUUUUUAUAUAACAUUAUUCUGAGUUCAUAUAACUACAUAUUUAUGUACAAUAAUAA